Molecule: messenger RNA, 2393 nt
Organism: Falco peregrinus (peregrine falcon)
Lineage: Eukaryota; Metazoa; Chordata; Aves; Falconiformes; Falconidae
Gene: TMEM139
Product: transmembrane protein 139
Exons: 3
Coding region: 396-1040 (214 amino acids)
Source: RefSeq, a predicted model, not a curated record
GCUGCAACAGAGCAGAAGGUGUGUGAUCGUCUAGAAAUUGCUUUGGAUUCAGAACCUGGGAAAACGAGGUUCUAGUUUUCCGCUCAGAAUUUGUACCACGGGAUCUUCCAUCGUUUCCUAUCUUCCCACAUUCACUAGUUUCCAGCUUUUAGUUUCAACAGAAACCUUUGCUGCCUCCCUACCAGAAAAUUCAAAAGGAGGAAGGGAGAGUUUUACUGGUGUCCCAUACUCAGGUCUGAAGGGGAAGAAGCGGGGGCAAAAGAGCUUGCACAUUUUUCCUUGUGAUGAAGAGAGAAGUUAAAGCAUGACUGCUCCUACCUACCAAAACCCCUCUCUGAUGUCUGUCCCCUUAACCGCUCACCUGUUGUCAGCUGCCUGCUGCCUCCUUUCUUGCCAUGUGGUUAGAGACACACUGGAAGAACAUCCGCCAAACCCUGCUGCUUCUGUUCACCGCUGCUCUUCUCAUCGGGGUCACCAUGCUGGCCAUCUCAUCUAACAUCAACCCAGUGGGCUAUUUCUUCCUGGGGGUAGGGGGCGUGUGCCUCAUUGGCUACUUGCUGAGUGUGUUUGUCGAGUGUUACCUGAGCAAUCAGCACCGACGUGAUGCGAAUGAGACGCCUCCAAAUAGGCAAAGCCAAGCAGGGGUGAACGCUGCCUACGAAGCGCCCACCUAUGAGGAGGUGAUGACCACAUCAGUUCCAGCAAUAUGGACGAUUGCCUCCAACCCAGGCUCGGUGCCCUCCCCGCUGAACGAGCCUCCUCCUUACAACGCAGUUAUUGAAUCGUCCUCCCGAGAGGAGAUGACGGUGGAGGCUCUCAGGGUGUCGGUGGCAUCAGAGCCCGAGGCAGGCGCAGGCUCCAGGCUCCAGCUGCAGCUGGUGCUGCCCCCAAGGCUGCAGCGCUUUGUUUCCGACAUCCAUGAAGUGAAAGGCAUUGAGGAGAGGUUUGAGCCGCUGGCACCACUCACUCCACCACCUGCUUAUGAGACUGCCAUCAAUGAUGAUGUCUUCGAAGAUGCUUUCCAGCCUACCAUGCUAUGAUUAAUUUCACCUUCCGUGACUGCAGAACCAACCCUCCCCCAAUACAGGAUGCUCCUAGAGGGAAGGUGAAAGAGCUGAGAUUUUUCACACCUGGAACUGCAGAAGUUGGUCUCACCAUUCUUACAACCAGAGUGGAGAGACAGAUGCAGCUUCUAAUGUCACUAGAAUAUUUUUGCACAAAAUAUCAAUCAAUGCAAUACCACAACACUGUCUCGGCAGAUACAUAGAACCACUGUGAGGACAGUUGUGUUCUCAGUGGCACCAGUUCUCAAACAGGAGAUGCACCUUCCUGGGGGAGGAGAGGGAACCACGAGAGAGGACAAGCUUGCCAAAGGACCUCUGAAGGACUGUGGGAUGCAGCCAGAAGCUGCCUGGGGAAGGGGGGAGGACAGAAGCUGCACCGAGGCAGUUCUACCUGCACAUUGCAAACAGCAGCACUGCUGAGAUCUGUGCAGUCACCAGCCACCCUAAAAUCCCUGCAGAGUGACCCAGGCUGCUGUUUCACAGCAAUACAGAUCUAUGGUCUGUGCUGCUUGUUGCUACUCCCCUGUUGCACGUUCUCCACAUCCUCGCUGCACUGCGUGGGAGCGCAGCUGGGGGGAGGCUGGCGGGCCUCCUUCAUCUGCCUGGUACCUGGCAUUUGGGGUUGAAGCGCUGAAGGCAAACGUGGCACCAGGAAUGACUUCUGUGGUUCACCAGGUCCUCAUCCCACCCGGCCCGCCAUGGUGGGCAAGAGGGAGAUAAUAGCAAUGUGUCACCCGUGAGAGUGGCCAGCAGUGGGAUGCACCCACAGAGGCAUCCUCUGCCUGCACUGCUGCCCUUCACAGCCCCACAGGGGAGGGGGGGUUUCUGCUGCCCUACAGACCCACCCAAGCAGGUGGCUUUCUGUACUUCACUGUCCUCAUGGCCAGCGUUUGUGCAGAAAGGCACACGCUCCUCCGAUUCUCUGUAGCUGUGCAUGGAAGCUUCUUGUCAGCCCCAGGAGGGGCCACUUGCCUGCUGAGGCCACAGCCGAGGGCACCUGAGUCACAGCCCCAGCGCGCUCGCCGUCCUUGUCACAGUGGCUCUGCGUUGCAGCCAGUGCAAGCUGCCAGCGAGUGACACUGGCAGGCUCUGCAGCGUCUCGGCCGUCUGCAGUACACAGACUGACACAGGCCUGGGCAAUGUCCAAAGCAAAAAUAAAAAUGUGGUGGCCUGAACCUCCUCAUGGUGGGGAGCAGCAGCUGUCACAGCCUUGUCUCAUGCAACUGCAUUGUCUUUAAUUCAUAUGAGGAACCAUCAAACCAUAAGCAAAUAAAUUAUUUCUUGUUUCUUUAUAGUUCAAAGGAAAAAAAAGACCUUUAAUGUUGUUUA